GCAUGCCACAUGACAGCCUGACUUUGAAAGCAAAAUGGCCCCCAAUUUUCUUGUCUUUUAUACCAGACGCUGUCAGUGCGAACGUCAAAAAUUUAGACGAGUUGUCGAAGUGCUUACGCCGGAUUAAAUUUUGAUAUCGACAUUAAAAAUUGUGAAAACGCCCAAGCUGGAGUGAAAUGGCACAAUGGAAAGACCAGCUGAAAUUCGACAUCGAGUGGGGUCACGAGAGGCUGGUGCGAGCGCAGCAAACCGUGGAAGUACGGCCAUUCGAUGUGGAAUCCUGGUCGGUGAUGAUCCGGGAGGGUCAGAGCCGACACAUUAAUGAAGUGCGAACGCUGUACGAGGCGCUGGUGAGCGUUUUCCCCACCACCGCACGGUAUUGGAAGAUUUACAUCGAGCAGGAAAUGAAGUACCGGAACUACGAGCGGGUGGAAAAGUUGUUCCAGCGGUGCUUGGUGAAAAUUUUGAACAUUGAUUUGUGGAAGCUUUAUCUUACCUAUGUCAAGGAGACCAAAGCGGGAUUGAUUACGCACAAAGAGAAAUUAGCGCAGGCAUACGAUUUUGCGCUGGAGAAAAUUGGAAUGGAUUUGCAUUCGUACUCCAUCUGGCAGGAUUAUAUUUCGUUUUUGAAAAGUGUCGAAGCAGUGGGAAGCUAUGCCGAGAAUCAGAAGAUUACGGCGGUGCGCAAAGUUUAUCAGAAAGCGGUGAUAACACCAAUAAUCGGAAUAGAACACUUGUGGAAGGAAUAUAUUUCAUUUGAGCAGAAUAUCAAUCCGAUAAUUUCGGAAAAAAUGAGCUUAGAGCGGUCGAGGGAUUACAUGAAUGCCAGACGUGUUGCGAAAGAACUGGAAAUAGUGACGAAGGGAUUGAAUCGUAAUUUGCCGGCAGUCCCACCUACAGGGACGAAGGAAGAACUGAAGCAGGUGGAACUAUGGAAGAAGUACAUAAAUUUUGAAAAAUCGAACCCCUUGAGAAGUGAGGACACGGCAUUGGUGACGCGGCGAGUGAUGUUUGCAACAGAACAGUGCUUGCUGGUAUUAACUCAUCAUCCAGCGGUGUGGCAUCAAGCCGCCCAGUAUUUGGAUCAAAGUUCCAAGCAACUUAUUGAUAAGGGUGAUUUGAACGCAGCAAAAGUGUUCGCUGAUGAAGCUGCCAACAUUCUUGAAAGGGCCAUUAACAGCGUACUAAGUCGUAAUGCGCUUUUAUAUUUUGCGUAUGCGGACUUUGAGGAAGGAAGAUUGAAGUAUGAAAAAGUUCAUCAAAUGUACAAUAAGUUUUUAUCCAUUUCGGAGAUUGACCCAACACUAGCUUAUAUUCAAUAUAUGAAGUUUGCCCGACGCGCUGAAGGUAUUAUUUCCGCCAGAGCCAUCUUCAAGAAAGCACGAGAGGAUGUGCGUUCCACUUAUCAUGUCUUCGUUGCUGCAGCCCUAAUGGAGUAUUACUGCACUAAAGACAAGGACAUAGCAUUCCGCAUUUUUGAGCUAGGUCUCAAAAGAUUCGGCGGUAGUCCUGAAUACGUCAUGUGCUAUAUCGAUUAUCUAUCGCAUUUAAAUGAAGAUAACAACACGAGAGUAUUAUUUGAACGGGUUCUUUCGUCGGGUGGCUUAACGCCACAGUUGUCAGUUGAAGUGUGGAACCGGUUCUUGGAAUUCGAGUCCAACAUCGGCGACUUGUCCAGCAUUGUGAAAGUGGAACGCAGAAGAAGUGCAGUUUUGGAAAAACUCAAAGAAUUUGAAGGCAAGGAAACUGCUCAACUGGUAGAUCGCUACAAGUUCCUCAAUCUCUACCCAUGUUCAGCAGCAGAGCUUAAAUCUAUCGGCUACACGGAAACAGAUGGAAUACUAAACCCAAUAUCUACAAAAAACCCAGCUCCAGUUGAAGCUCCAGAGCAACCUCACAGGAUUCCACGGCCUGAUUUUGCUCAAAUGAUUCCAUAUAAACCGAAACCCAAUGCAUACCCGGGAGAACAUCCAUUGGAUGGAGGUGCCUUCCCGCAACCACCUGCCCUAGCAGCCCUCUGCUCGAUGCUUCCACCGCCAAUUUGCUUCCACGGACCGUUCGUGUCCGUCGACAAACUUCAGGACUUGUUUAGUCGUAUUGUUCUUCCGGAUGUGGCACCGACUCCGAUCCAAGGAGAAAACGGAAGUAGCAUCAAACUUUUCGACUUGGCCAAAGCGGUCCACUGGAUUGUAGAUGAUAGCACGUACGCGGGCGAGGGGGGACUGAAAAGACGACGCAUGGCACCCGGUGGAGACGACAGCGACGAAGAAGCUGCCGUUCCAGCGCCCCCGGCAAAUGAUGUAUAUCGUUUGCGACAGCAGAAGAGAUUCAACCGAUAGGAAUCGUGGGAUCCAGAAGAAAAAAAUCAACAAUAUUAUUGGUAGAAAUAAAACUUUUUUUUACAACACAACAUUGUAAAUGGGAAAGAAUGAUGAACGAAUAAAAUAAAUUGACUAUAGUCAAGAGAAUAACUA
Molecule: messenger RNA, 2474 nt
Organism: Armigeres subalbatus
Lineage: Eukaryota; Metazoa; Arthropoda; Insecta; Diptera; Culicidae
Gene: su(f)
Product: protein suppressor of forked
Exons: 2
Coding region: 177-2339 (720 amino acids)
Biological process (GO): mRNA 3'-end processing
Cellular component (GO): nucleus
Molecular function (GO): protein binding; mRNA binding
Source: RefSeq, a predicted model, not a curated record